Penicillium salamii is the source of this 642-nucleotide messenger RNA. Lineage: Eukaryota; Fungi; Ascomycota; Eurotiomycetes; Eurotiales; Aspergillaceae. The record is from the annotation of a GenBank genome assembly.
AUGGGCAUGAUUUCAGAAAACAUCGUCAAGUCCGUUUUAGUGACCAUUCUUCUUGUUCUCAGCCUUGGAAGACUAUUUAUUUCGUAUCGGUUUCCCUUGAAUUGGCCAUGGCAUAAAAUCGAUUUAGCUUUGUGUGCCUUGCCUUGUAUUUUCUUCGCUCUUCUCACUGGUUUGUUCUGGAGCCACAGGUUUCCAGCAUGGGGUGAAGUGCUCUUCUGGGUUACUUCGAUCUUCCCACCACUACAUGCAUACCUCCCUAUAAUCUUCCAGCAGCGGAAAUACCCAAACACGCCUCGAUUACUGCGCACCAUGUAUCCUUCUUUUGCUGCACUUUCCACCCUGGCUAAAGUGGCAUUCUCCCUCGUUGGAACUUUUGUCCUGAGCUCUGUUCAUCUGGGCGGCCUCUUUAUUCUCUCUGUGGACUACCUCGGUAUAGCUGCAUGGUAUUGGUGGUUGUUUCGACAGUCAACUCUAGGCCGAGCUCAGCUGCGGUUUAUCUCGUGUUACCUCUCUGUAGUAGCACUUCUUUUGCUUGUGGUUGCCAUCAUAGGCAUGUUAGGUAAAACAUGGAUAUUUGCACUGGAGGUAAUCACAAUCAUUCCCAUAUUGCCAACAACACUGACACUCAGCAGAUCGAACUGA